This is a messenger RNA of Closterium sp. Naga37s-1, 819 nucleotides long. Lineage: Eukaryota; Viridiplantae; Streptophyta; Zygnematophyceae; Desmidiales; Closteriaceae. The record is from the annotation of a GenBank genome assembly.
AAACCCCCCAAGGGUGGCACCAGUCAAGUCUUGGACGUGUAUGAGUUUAAUUCACCCCACUCUGCUGCUGCCGCUGGUGGCGGUGUGGCUCUUGCCAUGUACAACACAGAUGAGUCCAUCCGAGCAUUCGCUGAGUCAUCCAUGGCCAUGGCGUAUCAGAAACGGUGGCCGCUGUAUCUCAGCACCAAGAACACCAUCCUCAAGACCUACGAUGGCAGGUUCAAGGACAUUUUCCAGCAGGUGUAUGAAGACAAGUGGCAGAAGCGGUUUGAGGAGGCGGGGGUGUGGUAUGAGCACCGGCUGAUCGACGAUAUGGUGGCCUUCUGUCUUAAGAGCCCGGGGGCGUUCGUGUGGGCGUGCAAGAACUAUGAUGGGGACGUGCAAAGCGACAUGCUGGCUCAGGGGUUUGGCUCCCUUGGGCUCAUGAAGAGCAUUCUGGUGUGUCCGGAUGGGAAGACAGUAGAAGCGGAGGCAGCACACGGCACAGUGACGCGGCACUACCGUGUGCAUCAGAGGGGCGGGGAGACCAGCACCAACAGCAUCGCCUCCAUCUUUGCCUGGUCCAAGGGGCUUGCUCACCGCGCCUCUUUAGACGGCAACAGCAGGCUCGCAGCGUUCUCCAACCACCUGGAGGCAGCGUGCACUGAAGCGGUGGAGAGCGGUGGAAUGACCCGUGACCUGGCCCUGCUGGUGCAUGGAAGCAAGGUGUCGCGUGCAGACUAUCUCAACACAGAGGAGUUUAUAGACGCAGUUGCUGCCUGCCUUAGACAACGCCUGCUGAGUGGAGGGGAGGGCUGUGAUAGGCGUAGUAGGAUGUAG